AGAUCAAUAUGAAUAAGGUAGCAUUGUUGUGAUGUGAUGUGAUGUUUCACAGACUAUGGUGCUCUAGUCAAUGGCUGCCAAUGUGGAAAGCAAGAGGUUUUAUUUUUAUCAAGCAAUACAUCAGUUCAGUGAAACCACUGAGUGCUACUGUGUUUCUGCCUCGAAACCAAAGGAAGAAAUGGAUGAAAAUAUGUGCCUUUCUUACUGUUCCAACUUUAAUUGGGACGUCUCUGUUUGUCACCAGUCCUCAUCUUCAAAGGAGGUGGAAGUCAAAUUUGGAUGCUGGAUUCCGGUUUCUCAGGUCAUGCAAGAUUGGAGUUGGAAUUUCCUUGGACUAUCAUCUCUCCUUAUGGAGAAUGUCUGAGGAUUCACCAGCAUAUGAGAAAGCCAUCAAAGCUGUACACCUGAGGUCAGCUAAAAAACUGGUGGAAGGAUGCAUGAAAAAUGGAGGGAUUUACAUAAAAUUGGGCCAAGGACUUGCAAUGCUGAAUCAUAUCUUUCCAGAGGAAUAUGUGGAAACAUUGAAGGUCUUGCAAGAUAAGUGUCUCAUCAGACAGCCAGGUGAGGUGAAGGCUCUUUUCUUAGAAGACUUUGGAAAACUCCCGGAGGACAUUUUUCUAGAGUUUCAUGAAAAACCUAUUGCUGCUGCAAGUUUAGCACAGGUCUUCUAUGCAAAAACAAUGGAAGGAAAGGAAGUUGCAGUCAAGGCACAAUAUAUUGACCUUCAAGAAAGGUUUCAUGGGGACAUCAGAACAGUUGAAUACCUCUUGGAUUUGAUAGCAUGGAUGCAUCCAAAUUUUGGCUUCAGAUGGGUCCUUGAGGUGAGAAGUGCCAUUUCUUGUGUCUUUCUGUAUUCUUUAUAUUUUAUUAAAAUAUUUUAUUCAUGGCCAAUCACCCAGGAUAUGAAAGAGACAUUGGCUGAAGAAUUGGAUUUUCUUCAUGAGGGAAAAAAUGCUGAGAGAUGCCAGAAGGAACUGUUAAAGUUUCCCUUCCUUGUUGUGCCACAAGUACAUUGGGAGCUGUGUUCCAAGAGAAUUCUCACAGCAGAUUACAUUCAUGGAGUUCCAAUUGGAGACAAAAAUAUGUUAUUGAAAGAGGGCUUCUCCUUGACUGACAUUGAUACAAAACUCAUCAAGGUGUUUUCAGAACAAAUUUUCCACACUGGCUUUGUUCAUGCAGACCCUCACCCAGGAAAUAAUCAUGAACUCUUCUGUGAAAUCCUUCUUCAGCGCCCCUUGAGGUACACUUGGAACCUACGGAUCCCAACCCAUUUGACAGAGGAGGACAUCAGACACAUGAAAGAAAUGGCAGCUGAAAGAUUUGAUAUGAUAAUGGAUGUCCUUAGAUCUAUUCCCAAAGAAAUGCUGCUGGUAAUCCGUAAUUUGAAUACAGUCAGGGGGAUACUCAAAGAUCACAAUUCCUCUGUGGAUCGUUAUGUCCUCAUGGCCCAGAGUGCAUCACGAGGAUCUUUCUCUGUUGGUGGGAAGAAGUCACUUGUUGCAUCUUGUCAAUCACUGUGGGCCUAUCUCCACUUUGAGGUGACUCUCAGGUAUCAGGCUUACAUGCAAAUAGUGCAUAUGUGGGUCUUGAGGCUUUACCUGAAGUUGCUUCAGGUGAUGGCGAGAAGUCCAAUAGAGACACAAUGGAUCAUGGAGCAAUUUUCAUGAAUUUUUUUUCCAUAAUCUCUGUAGUGCUAUUAAAAGUUCUAUAAAUAUUUUUUGCUUUCAUAUUGAAUAAAAUGUACUCCUAUUUUUUUUUAA
Darwinula stevensoni is the source of this 1760-nucleotide messenger RNA. The record is from the annotation of a GenBank genome assembly. Lineage: Eukaryota; Metazoa; Arthropoda; Ostracoda; Podocopida; Darwinulidae.